Messenger RNA from Triticum aestivum (bread wheat), 793 nucleotides. RefSeq names its product mitochondrial import inner membrane translocase subunit TIM17-3. Gene Ontology annotation, cellular component: TIM23 mitochondrial import inner membrane translocase complex. The record is from RefSeq and is a predicted model, not a curated record. Lineage: Eukaryota; Viridiplantae; Streptophyta; Magnoliopsida; Poales; Poaceae. Gene Ontology annotation, biological process: protein import into mitochondrial matrix. The coding region runs from base 94 to 597 and encodes 167 amino acids. Gene Ontology annotation, molecular function: transmembrane protein transporter activity. The transcript has a single exon.
GCAAACCCCUCGAUUUAGAUCGCUUCGCCAACAUUGUAAUCCAAACCUCGCCGCCCCCGGAAACCGACCAACAGGCCGAUCGACCGAUCACCGAUGGACACGUCAAGGCCAACGACCGAGCAGACGCCGUCGCCUAGCAUCAUCGAGCAGGUCCGCGACCACGCCAUCGCCGGCGCCAUCUUCGGCUCCGCCUGCAACUUCGUCGAGGGCGCCUGGAAGUCGCCGAGCGGGAGCCGCCUCUCCGGCGGAGUCCUGGCCGUCCCCAAGAACGCGCGCAGCAUCGGCAGUUGUGCAGCAUGGUUUGGCGUCGUCCAAUCCAUUAGGUGCGCCGUCACCCAUGUGUCACCGGAGUAUCCCUUUGAAUCCACCGUCGCAUGGGGCGUCACCGACGCCCUCUUCUCGAUGCAUCGCGGGCCGCGCGCGGCCGCCCGCUCCGGCCUCAUGGGUGCCGCCAUAGGAGUGGCCUUCGACAUGGCCGAACAUAGCAUAAAACGCUUCCUUGCCUCACGGCCACCACGGGAAGACGACCGCCGCAUCCCUUCUCAGUCCGCUGCUUGCCCGGCCGGGAUUCCUGACGCCACACGUCGUCGUGUUUGAUUCAUGUUAUUAGUUUCUGUCGUCAAACUGUAGUAGUUUUUCAUCCGUAAACUCGUCGACUAUAAAACUUAUAUUCUCUUGUCUUAUAAUGCUACUGUUGCAAGGCAUCGACGCAAGUAGCUAAAUAGGGGAAAUUUCUGCUGCAGCAAUAUCAUAUAUAACUGGUUCUUGGAUUAUCUAAUGUUUGCUCCACUCA